AUGGGUAAUUACUAUGGAAAGAAGUUAUCUGUAUUAUAUCAAAGAAGAAUAGGUGGAAACCUUCCUAGUGAAGGGACUACCGACUGGGUGGAUAUAUCGAGGUCAACCGAAGAUGUCUGCGCAAGUUCAUUCUGUGUAGUCGACGAGAUUCUGGUCCACAAGCCCGCUCGGGUCCGAUUAAAAGCAGCAGCUGCCGCUGGCGUGCGCAUAUUGCAUCGGCGCCGCGACGGGUUGAACAGGUCUUCGGAAGCCGUGGUCGUAGACGACCGGGUGGGCUGUGGGGACGGCGACGAACACGGGCUGGAUUACUCGUCUGGGCGGGAUCAUGACGACGGGGGGUGGGCGGCGCACGAUGACGGGACCGCCUCUUCUGCGUCCUCUGCCGGCCAUUUGCGAGGAUUCGAGGUGAGAAAAGACCUGCUUUAUGAAGGCGACGAAUCAGCGGUUUCUAGAAUAAUUACGAACGACGAGAAACCCACGAAUGAGGCGGAGUGGGCCGACGGAGGCUGCAAAAGUAGGCUGCCGAGCCUCUUGGCCCACGCGGUGCCUCAUGCAGGCAAUGCGCAUGUUCAGCGGUGGCUCUGGCGAUUGAUAAUGAUAGCGGCGAUAGCGGAUAAGGAUUGUGUUGGAUUGCCACCCACCGUUAUAGAUACUGCAAUUGACUACGGUUAUGACUACGACUACAUUCUGUGA
Molecule: messenger RNA, 693 nt
Organism: Myxozyma melibiosi
Lineage: Eukaryota; Fungi; Ascomycota; Lipomycetes; Lipomycetales; Lipomycetaceae
Exons: 4
Coding region: 1-693 (230 amino acids)
Source: RefSeq, a predicted model, not a curated record